GCCGUCGUGCGCGUGCGCGACCGCCUCGCCAAGCUCGCGGGCGGCGGCGGCGGGCUGCAGCGCCUGCUCGGCAGCCGCAGCGCCGACGGGCCGCUCGGCGACGGCGGCGCCGCCGCAGAGCCCCCCGCGCGCACCGAGCUGGGCGCGCGGGCCGCGGCCGCCGGUCCGCCCGCUGGGGGCGCCGCGCAGGACGAGCAGCUCCGCUGGGAGCUGGGCCGGCGGCGCUGGCGCCCACGCGUGCUGUGGGGCAGCCUCGCCCUCUGGGCGGCCCUAGCGCCCGCCUUCAGGCGCCACCUGGGGGCCUACACCGCGGCGUGCUGUGCCGCGGUGGGCGCGGCCUGGUUGGCGGAGAGGCUGUACACGAGGCGCUGGCGCGCCCGCUGCGCCGCGGCCGUGUGCGUCUACGCGGUGGCGCCGCCGCCGCAGACCACCGCGCACCUGCUGCCCCUGGACGGCCAGUCGCCUUGA
Messenger RNA from Prorocentrum cordatum, 468 nucleotides. The record is from the annotation of a GenBank genome assembly. NCBI's taxonomy places the organism in Eukaryota, Dinophyceae, Prorocentrales, Prorocentraceae.